Messenger RNA from Cotesia glomerata, 1134 nucleotides. RefSeq names its product glutamic acid-rich protein-like. The coding region runs from base 1 to 1134 and encodes 377 amino acids. The record is from RefSeq and is a predicted model, not a curated record. NCBI's taxonomy places the organism in Eukaryota, Metazoa, Arthropoda, Insecta, Hymenoptera, Braconidae. The transcript is spliced from 2 exons.
AUGGAGGUAGCUGUAAGAGUGAUCACCCCUCCACUUCCGGAGGCAUCACGUUCGGAGACGACCUUUUGCUUUGGAGUAUCACUCAAAAUCAUGGAAAAAACGAAAAAUCAAGAAAAGGACAGGAGUAUUAGUGGGCCUUACGCCCAAGAAGCAGCGAUUACCGUAAGCGCUGAGAUGAAGCGGACGCAAGCGCUGGAACGCCUCGAAAAGCUGACCAGCGAACUGCAUGAGUUUGUCCAAUCAAAGGUCAAUAUCCAUAAAGAGAUAAAGGCCAAGGCAACCGGGGUAGUUAACGCCCUUCGAAGGUUUAAAAAACUGGACGAAGAAUGGCAGUCACCUCGACGACUCACUCCUCGUUUUACGCCGGAGAAGAGCAGUCAACUUACUGUGGAGAUCGAAGAAUCAAUGGACACCGGAGGCGAUGGUGACGGUGAAUCUGAUGCUAAAGACGAAGGUCAUACUUCUAACAAGUCUAACAAGAGGAAGGACCAAAACUCCCCAGAUGGAAUAGAUGGGCGAUUGACGAAGAGAAAGGACUUGAAACCAAGUCCUCCGAAAAACGUGAUGAAGCAGAAUGCCGAAAAAAAAGACGCGACUGAUUGGAAAGAUGUCCACACAAGGAAAGAGAAACGGAGGCUAGCCAAAGAACAGCUCCCAAAAGAGCCUCCAAAGAAGCCCCGGCCGGAGCCUAAGCGCAAAAAACCGCUCAAAUGGAUCAGACCCGACGCACUGAUCAUCCGCCCGGCCGAGAAAGCAAAGUACGCCGAGAUUUUGCGUCGCAUAAAGAAGGACGUCUCUGAUGAGCAAGUUCGCACAACAGUGGACAAGAUCAACAAGACCAGAAGCGGGGACUUGCUGAUUACGAUUUCGCGGAAGUGCGUGGACAAAGGCCAAGGCCUGAAACAUACCAUCGCAAACAUUCUUAAGGAGGAGGCCAAAGAGGAAGGAGACAAACAAGACGAUGAACAGGAGAAAAAAAAACAAGGCGAUGAACAAGAGGAAGAAGAAAAAGAUGACGAUAGAAACGAGAAGGAAGUUGACAAUAACUUAAAUCACAAUGAAGCUCAUUCAAUAUCGAUUCCAACUGACGAAAAUGCAGUAAUGUUAUUCAAAAGUAUCGGGAUACAAGUUUAA